This is a messenger RNA of Brienomyrus brachyistius, 4590 nucleotides long. RefSeq names its product probable phospholipid-transporting ATPase IM. Gene Ontology annotation, biological process: Golgi organization; phospholipid translocation. The transcript has 28 exons. Gene Ontology annotation, cellular component: plasma membrane. Gene Ontology annotation, molecular function: ATP binding; ATPase-coupled intramembrane lipid carrier activity; magnesium ion binding. Bases 718 to 4338 code for a protein of 1206 amino acids. Lineage: Eukaryota; Metazoa; Chordata; Actinopteri; Osteoglossiformes; Mormyridae. The record is from RefSeq and is a predicted model, not a curated record.
CUUAAUAGUUUAGCAUUAACUAAUAGUUGAGAUUGGGUGGCAUUGUAGACAAGUGGAGAGUGUUCCUGCCUUGCCGCGAGCCAGCAGAUCAAGGGUUUAAAUGCGGCUGUAUGUCUUUCCUACCAUGCUGUUAGAUAGGUGUCUCUAGAUUGACCCGAGUGUGAGUGUGGGUGUGUGCAUCCUAGGAUAUCCUCUGCGACCCGGUUCUGGAGGGAGGAAAGAUGGAUAACUGUACCAGGUGCUAAAGAUAUUUUCCAGAACUUCUGUGUAUUCAGUCAGGUUUUGAGGAUGUGUAUUUGAGUUUUCAACAAGUAACGGAGAAUUGAAUAGUUUCCCUUAUUGAGGUAGAAACUGAUUGGUGUGUAAAUAAACUGUAAGUACAGUUAAAGGAAGAGAAAGAGGGGCUGAGCAUUAAUGCAGGAGAGAGAGAGAGAGAGAGAGAGAGAGGGAGGGCCAGCCUUAUUCUGUUUAUCUUCUGUGUGAGUGCCUGAUUUGGUACUGGGCCCCGGUGCCACUUCCUUCUGAGCGGCUCUGGUGACUGCCAGCCUUAUGUGUGGACUGACGAGAAGAGGUAGUGGAAGGAAGAGAAGGACUAGGGAAUGUCUGCAGAGCGCUCGCAGCUCCACUGCUGAAGCAUGCAAAGGCUGCCUGACACACACUGAGGGAACCAGAACAGUUUGCAGCAGACGAAAAACUAUGGAUGCACGGCAGUAAAACAUGGGCUCAGUAAUGUCGUUUGGCUUGAAUUGUUUUAAAGGGAAAGAAAAAGAGGAGACACGACGGCUCAAGGCGAAUGACAGGGAAUUUAACCGACAGUAUAAUUAUGCAACAAAUGCAAUCAAAACCUCCAAGUACAAUGUGUUUACCUUCCUGCCACUCAAUCUAUUUGAGCAGUUUCAGAGGAUAGCCAAUGCCUACUUUCUCUUCCUGCUCAUCUUACAGGUGAUUCCACAAAUUUCCUCUCUCUCGUGGUUCACCACAGUCGUGCCUUUGGUCCUGGUGCUUGCAAUCACAGCAGCCAAAGAUGCCAGUGAUGAUAUUAACCGACACAGAAGUGACCGCAAAGUCAACAAUCGUAAAGUUGUAUUACUCAGCAAUGGAGAACUAAAGGAUGAAAAAUGGAUGAAUGUUCAAGUUGGUGACAUCAUCAAGCUAGAAAACAAUAAGUUUGUCACGGCCGACUUGCUGUUGCUCUCCAGUAGUGAAUCCCUUAAUUUGGUGUACAUUGAAACAGCCGAACUAGACGGGGAAACGAACCUGAAGGUGAGACAGGCACUUACUGUAACUGGAGACAUGGGGGGCGACAAAGAGACACUGGCUGCCUUUGAUGGUGAGGUUGACUGUGAAUCUCCAAACAACCGACUGGAUCGAUUCACAGGGACACUGACAUACAAGGGGCAAAAGUAUUCAUUGGACAAUGAGAAGAUUCUGUUGCGGGGGUGCACACUUAGGAACACGGAGUGGUGCUUUGGUCUGGUUAUCUUUGCAGGUCAGGAUACCAAGCUGAUGAUGAACUCUGGAAAAGCUACAUUCAAACGUACCAGUGUUGACCGUAUGAUGAACAUAUUGGUGCUUUGUAUUUUUGUUCUCUUGGCCAUCAUGUGCAUCAUCCUGGCUGUUGGAAACGGCAUCUGGGAGCAGCAGGAAGAGAACUUCACCACGUUUCUUCCUAGACAAGAUGGGGUCAAUGCUGCCUUUUCAGGCUUCCUUACGUUCUGGUCCUACAUCAUCAUUCUGAACACUGUGGUUCCCAUCUCCCUUUACGUCAGUGUGGAGAUCAUUCGCUUGGGUAACAGCUUCUACAUAGACUGGGACAGGAAGAUGUACUACGCCCGCAGUGACACACCAGCGGAGGCGCGCACCACCACCCUCAACGAGGAACUGGGCCAGAUCAAAUAUAUCUUUUCUGACAAGACUGGUACCCUCACCCAGAACAUCAUGACAUUCAACAAGUGCACCAUCAAUGGAAAGUCCUACGGGGAUGUUUUUGACAUUGAUGGUCAGAGACUCGAAAUUACUGAGGAGACGGAGAAAGUGGAUUUCUCCUACAACCCUCUGGCAGACCCCAAGUUCUCAUUCUGUGACCACAGCCUGGUGGAGGCAAUGAAGCUGGGAGAACCAGAGGUGCACAAUUUCUUCCGACUGUUGUCUCUCUGCCACACUGCCAUGGCUGAAGAGAAGAGCGAAGGAAACCUAUUGUAUCAGGCCCAGUCCCCAGAUGAGGGCGCCUUGGUCACAGCGGCUCGAAACUUUGGUUUUGUGUUCCGUUCCCGCACGCCCGAGAUGAUCACUGUUAUGGAAAUGGGGAUCCAAAGGAACUAUGACUUACUAGCCAUCCUGGAUUUCAACAACGUCCGAAAGAGGAUGUCUGUCAUAGUGCGCAGUCCAGAGGGAAAGUUGUCUCUGUAUUGUAAAGGAGCCGACACCAUUGUGUAUGAGAGACUGCAUGAAUCCUGCAAAAGGCUUAUGGACGUCACCACUGAACACCUCAAUGAAUUUGCAGGAGAUGGACUACGGACCCUGGUGAUGGCGUACAGAGACCUGGAGGAGGGGUACACUGAAGACUGGAAGCAGCGCUACAAUGAGGCCAGCACUGCUUUGGAUGAUCGGGAGGAGAAGCUGGAUGAACUCUAUGAAGAAAUCGAGAAAGAUAUGCUGCUUUUAGGGGCCACUGGUAUUGAAGACAAAUUGCAGGACGGAGUUUCUCAGACCAUUGAGCAGCUCGCUAAGGCAGACAUCAAGAUCUGGGUCCUGACUGGUGACAAGCAAGAGACGGCAGAAAACAUUGGCUAUGCGUGCAAUAUGCUUCGGGAAGAGAUGAACGACAUUUUCAUAGUAGCAGGAAAUUCAGCUGAAGAAGUGAAGGAGGAACUCAGAGCAGCUCGUUUGAAAAUGAAGCCAGACUCAAACGAUGAUGAUGUCACCAUUGCAAAGGGGAUUCUGGGUAAAAAACUGAAAGUGAUCCAAGAUGAACCUGUGAAUGGGGAAUAUGGCCUUGUAAUCAAUGGACACAGUCUGGCCUAUGCUCUGGAGAAGCCCAUGGAGCUGGAGCUGCUGCGGACGGCCUGCAUGUGCAAGACAGUCAUCUGCUGCCGGGUCACACCUUUGCAGAAAGCCCAGGUAGUGCAGUUGGUGAAGAAACACAAGAGGGCUGUUACAUUAGCCAUUGGGGACGGUGCCAAUGACGUCAGCAUGAUCAGAGCAGCUCACAUCGGUGUGGGCAUUAGUGGCCAGGAGGGCAUGCAGGCAGUGCUGUCCAGUGACUUCUCCUUCGCCCAGUUCCGUUUUCUGCAGCGCCUCCUGCUGGUGCAUGGGCGCUGGUCGUAUCUACGCAUGUGCAAGUUUCUGCGCUACUUCUUCUACAAAAACUUCACCUUCACCUUUGUUCACUUCUGGUACGCAUUCUUCUGUGGAUUCUCCGCACAGACAGUAUAUGACGAAUGGUUCAUCACCCUUUAUAACCUAGUGUACACUGCAUUACCGGUGCUAGGAAUGAGUCUCUUCGACCAGGAUGUGAACGACCGAUGGAGCUUCCAGUACCCACAGCUCUAUGUUCCCGGUCAGAGGAACAUGUACUUCAGCAAGGGCACUUUCGCAGCGUGCGUCGUCCAUAGCAUCUACAGCUCUCUGGUGGUCUUUUUCAUCCCCUAUGCCGCCAUGUACAACACGGUGCGGAACGACGGAAAGGACGUUGCAGACUACCAGUCUUUCGCUCUCCUGGCACAGACAUGUCUGCUCAUUGCCGUCUGCAUUCAGCUGGGCCUGGAAAUGACCUACUGGACUGCAGUGACCCAUUUUUUUGUGUGGGGAAGCCUGGCGAUAUACUUUGCCAUUACCUUCACCACAUACAGCAAUGGUAUGUUCCUCAUCUUCACCAGCGCCUUCCCAUUUAUUGGCGUGGCCAGGAACACCCUGAACCAGCCCAACGUGUGGCUCACCAUCCUGCUAACCACCAUUCUGUGUGUGCUGCCGGUGGUGGCCUAUCGCUUCCUUCUCAUGCAACUGCAACCAACUAUUAACGACAAGGUUAGGUUCAAAGUGAGACAGACCAAGGCCUCGCCACCCCCUCCUCCCAGACGGACCCGAAUACGACGCACCAGCACUCGCCGCUCUGGUUACGCCUUCUCGCAUGCGCAGGGCUAUGGGGACCUGAUGACCUCGAAGAGGUUCCUGCGGCGCCCCCCCGCUGGCAGAACGGCAACAUUCAGCCCACCGAGCCGCUCCACUGGAUUCCUUCCCAGCAGCCGCUCAGCUGGGUACAGCCCCACUGGUCAUCAACCAAACCACGCGCCGGCUGAGACCUCGCUGGAGAUGUACCGUGCUGUCAGGGAGGCAUGAACCUAAGGCCAAUUGUGGGAGCACAAGCGAAACUCUGUUUACACCGGCAGGACCGUGAGGGGACACAGAGCCUCACAUCAUGCCACAUUCCACUUCAUUCCUCAGCACACAUACCAUGCAUACCACAAAUGCCUCUGUUGCCAGCUGUUUCAGUGUGCCUUUUCAGCGAUGUCAACUUAAACCUGUUUGUCAGUUGGUCGAACUCAAACCAAAGUCAGCGUUCCAUCAGUACAACCCUGUAGGUGUUUUUUU